This is a messenger RNA of Cynara cardunculus var. scolymus (artichoke), 1644 nucleotides long. Its product is annotated as ribulose bisphosphate carboxylase/oxygenase activase, chloroplastic-like. The transcript is spliced from 7 exons. The record is from RefSeq and is a predicted model, not a curated record. Gene Ontology annotation, cellular component: thylakoid; chloroplast stroma. The coding region runs from base 41 to 1480 and encodes 479 amino acids. Gene Ontology annotation, molecular function: ribulose-1,5-bisphosphate carboxylase/oxygenase activator activity; ATP hydrolysis activity; ATP binding. Lineage: Eukaryota; Viridiplantae; Streptophyta; Magnoliopsida; Asterales; Asteraceae.
UAAUCAUUCUGCAACUCGUCUUUCACUUCCACACAGAUCAAUGGCAACCGCCAUCUCCACCAUUGGAGCUGUCAACCGUGUUCCAUUGAGCUUUAAUGGAAGCACUGGUAGUGCUGCAGUCCCAAGCUCCACCUUCUUGGGCAGCAGCUUGAAGAAGAUAGUGAACUCAAGAGUGAGCAGCAACAACAACAACAAGUCUUUCUCCUUCAAAGUAUUGGCAGCCGAGAAGGAGAUAGAAGAAUCCCAACAAACCGAAAAAGACAGAUGGAAGGGACUUGCAUACGAUAUGUCCGAUGAUCAACAAGACAUCACCCGAGGCAAGGGUAUGGUCGAUUCGCUCUUCCAAGCUCCCCAAGACGUGGGAACCCAUUUCGCCGUCAUGAGUUCAUACGAAUACAUCAGCACUGGUCUUCGCACGUACAAUUUGGACAACAUGAAGGAUGGAUUCUACAUUGCGCCUGCUUUCAUGGACAAACUAGUUGUUCACAUCACCAAGAACUUCUUGACUUUGCCCAACAUCAAGGUUCCUUUGAUUUUGGGUGUGUGGGGAGGCAAAGGGCAGGGCAAAUCUUUCCAAUGUGAGCUUGUGUUUGCCAAAAUGGGAAUCACGCCCAUUAUGAUGAGUGCCGGAGAACUGGAAAGUGGAAACGCCGGAGAACCAGCAAAGUUGAUCAGACAAAGGUACCGAGAAGCUGCAGAUAUCAUUAAAAAGGGGAAAAUGUGCUGCCUCUUCAUCAACGAUCUUGACGCCGGAGCAGGAAGAAUGGGUGGAACCACCCAAUACACCGUCAACAACCAGAUGGUGAACGCCACCCUCAUGAACAUCGCCGAUAACCCCACCAACGUCCAACUCCCAGGUAUGUACAACAAAGAAGAAAACCCUCGUGUCCCGAUCAUCGUCACCGGUAACGACUUCUCAACCCUCUACGCUCCCCUCAUCCGUGACGGUCGUAUGGAAAAAUUCUACUGGGCUCCAACCAGAGAAGACCGUAUCGGGGUCUGCAUCGGUAUCUUCCGAACAGACGGUGUCACUCCUGAACAAGUUUCCAAGUUAGUCGACACUUUCCCAGGCCAAUCCAUAGAUUUCUUUGGAGCAUUGAGGGCUAGAGUGUAUGAUGAUGAAGUGAGGACGUGGAUUGGAGGUGUGGGAGUGGAAGGCAUUGGAAAGAAGCUUGUGAACUCGAAGGAAGGGCCACCAACAUUCGAGCAACCUGAGAUAACGAUCGACAAACUCCUCGAGUACGGGACCAUGUUGGUUAAGGAACAAGAGAAUGUGAAGAGAGUGCAGUUAGCCGAGACCUAUUUGGAUUCUGCCGCGCUCGGGGAUGCUAACAGGGAUGCCAUUAAAAGUGGAUCUUUCUACGGCAAAGCCGCGCAGCAGGUGCAGGUUCCCGUUCCAGAAGGGUGCACGGACCCUGGUGCUGAGAACUUCGACCCAACGGCUAGGAGUGAUGAUGGAAGCUGCACUUAUUCUUUCUAAAUUUAGAAAUUUUUAAGGGGAAGAAUUGAAGACGAAAGUAUUUCUAUAUUAAGGAUGUCAAACAGUUCCUAUUUAUAUGGGUUGUUGCUACCUCUCUAAUUUUGUUUCUUGAUUAUCAUCAAAUGAAUAAGUUAUUGAGCAAUACAGAAUCAUAUGAUUCAAAA